Balearica regulorum gibbericeps (East African grey crowned-crane) is the source of this 1036-nucleotide messenger RNA. Lineage: Eukaryota; Metazoa; Chordata; Aves; Gruiformes; Gruidae. The record is from RefSeq and is a predicted model, not a curated record.
AUUCUUACAGGUGAAGUAAAAAUGAAUUAUUUGUGCAAACCUUAUGUAGCCAUGGUCACAACAUACCAAAUGGCAGUGUUGCUUGCCUUCAACAACAGUGAAACUGUCAGUUACAAGGAGCUUCAGGAUAGUACACAAAUGAAUGAGAAGGAACUGACAAAAACCAUCAAAUCCUUACUUGAUGUCAAAAUGAUCAACCAUGACUCAGACAAGGAAGAUAUAGAGGCAGAGUCUACAUUUUCAUUAAAUAUGAACUUCAGCAGUAAACGAACAAAAUUUAAAAUUACUACAUCAAUGCAGAAAGACACGCCACAGGAGAUGGAACAGACUAGAAGUGCUGUAGAUGAAGACAGGAAAAUGUAUCUUCAAGCUGCUAUAGUUCGUAUCAUGAAAGCACGUAAAGUGUUGCGACAUAAUGCUCUUAUUCAGGAGGUAAUUAGCCAAUCAAGAGCUAGGUUUAACCCAAGUAUCAGCAUGAUUAAGAAGUGUAUUGAAGUUCUGAUAGACAAACAGUACAUAGAGCGAAGCCAGGCCUCUGCAGACGAAUACAGUUAUGUAGCAUGAUGUUGCUAUCCUGCAGGUAUGAUUGUAAGGAGAUCAUUGCUGUCACUGUUUGGUGUGUUCCUGUGGGAAGAGGCAGGCCUGUGCCUCCAUAAUUGGUCACUUGGCAGCCCCUGUUUUUCUGCUGUUUACAACAUCACCAGUGCCAUGUCAUGAGCGUCAAUGAAAAUGCCUAUAGAUAUUUCAAGCUCAUGUCAUUAUGACAUUUCUUAAAACUUUACUAAAAGAAUGAGUGAGGUAUUGCUGAAAUGUGGAAAAUUGGUUGGGUACCAUGCUUUUUUUUUUUUUCCCCCCUCCCCUUUCACGUUUGCAGUUGAUGUUUUUUAAUGUAUCUUAAGACAAAGUAAAAAAACAAAAACAAAAAACCUAAAUAUUGUAAUAUGACAGAUAACCUAAUAAUUGUAUCUACAUUAAAAUGUAAAAAAAAAAAAGACGAACAUGAUACUGCUGCUUGUCAAAUAAAAAAAUAAAGUUA